Molecule: messenger RNA, 2138 nt
Organism: Cucumis sativus (cucumber)
Lineage: Eukaryota; Viridiplantae; Streptophyta; Magnoliopsida; Cucurbitales; Cucurbitaceae
Product: indole-3-acetic acid-amido synthetase GH3.6
Exons: 3
Coding region: 63-1877 (604 amino acids)
Cellular component (GO): cytoplasm
Molecular function (GO): indole-3-acetic acid amido synthetase activity
Source: RefSeq, a predicted model, not a curated record
CCCUCAUCCUUUCUAUCUCCUCUCUUUCUCCUAACAAACUCUCUCAUUCAUUCAUUUGAAAAAUGCCUGAAGCACCAAAACCAAGUACUCAAAAUUACAACCAGCUUCUUCAAAAAAACAAAGCCAUUCUUCAAUUCAUUGAAGAUGUCACCACCAACGCUGCUCUUGUCCAACGCCAAGUCCUCUCUCAAAUCCUCUCCCAAAACUCCAACUCCGAGUACUUAACUCUCUAUGGUCGCCCCUCUUCCGACACCUUCAAAACCUCCAUCCCUCUCGUCUCUUAUGACCAAAUCCAACCCUUCGUCUCUCGUAUUGCCAAUGGCGAUUUCUCCCCUAUUCUAUGCUCCUCUCCCAUCUCCGAAUUCUUAACCAGCUCUGGCACUUCGGGUGGCGAGAGAAAGCUGAUGCCCACAAUCGAGGAGGAGUUGGACAGACGAUCAUUGUUGUAUAGCUUGUUGAUGCCUGUGAUGACUCAAUUCGUUCCUGGCUUAGAAAAGGGUAAAGGAAUGUACUUUUUGUUUAUUAAAGCUGAGGCUAAAACCCCUGGUGGCUUACUCGCUCGCCCCGUUUUAACUAGCUACUACAAGAGCUCUCAUUUUAAGGAACGUCCUUAUGAUCCUUACACCAAUUACACCAGCCCCAAUGAAGCCAUUCUUUGCCCUGACUCCUAUCAAAGCAUGUACGCUCAAUUGCUAUGUGGUCUUUGUCAUCGUCUCGACGUUCUUCGCGUCGGUGCUGUUUUUGCCUCUGGUUUCAUUCGUGCUAUUCGCUUUCUUGAAAAGCACUGGCAACUUCUCUGCCAUGAUAUCCGCACUGGGACGCUGAAUUCCCAGAUCACGGACCAAGCGGUUCGUGAUGCAGUGAUGUCAUCGGUGCUACGUGGGCCAGAUCCUGAGUUGGCGGAUUAUGUUCAUGGAGAGUGUUGUAAGGGAUGGUGGCAGGGAAUUAUUACGAGGUUGUGGCCGAAUACGAAAUACGUGGAUGUGAUUGUUACCGGGACAAUGUCACAGUAUAUUACGACGCUGGAUUAUUAUAGCAAUGGAUUGCCUUUGGUUUGUACUAUGUAUGCUUCUUCAGAGUGUUAUUUUGGUGUUAAUCUUAACCCUCUUUGUAAACCAAGUGAAGUUGCUUAUACUCUCAUUCCUUCCAUGGCAUAUUUUGAGUUUCUUCCUGUUGAAAGAAGCCACAUCAACGAUGACAACUCCCUCAAUGAACAACAGCUUGUCGAUCUAACCGACGUUGAACUCGGUAAAGAAUAUGAGCUCGUCGUCACGACUUACGCCGGACUUUAUCGAUAUCGAGUGGGUGACAUCCUAAGAGUAGCGGGAUUCAAAAACAAAGCUCCACAAUUCAACUUCAUAUGUCGAAAGAACGUGGUUCUAAGCAUCGAUUCUGAUAAAACCGAUGAAGUAGAGCUUCAAAACGCAGUGAAGAACUCGGUGAACAAUUUAAUGCCAUUCGAGGCAACAUUGGCGGAGUACACAAGCUAUGCCAACACUUCAACAAUUCCAGGUCACUACGUGUUAUAUUGGGAGCUAAACCAGAAGGAGGGGGCAGCGACACCGGUGCCGCCGUCCGUGUUGGAAGAUUGUUGUCUUACGAUUGAGGAGUCAUUGAACAGCGUAUAUAGGCAGGGGCGAGUAUCAGACAAGUCAAUUGGGCCACUGGAAAUCAAGGUUGUGGAAAAUGGGACAUUUGAUAAGCUGAUGGAUUAUGCUAUAAGCAUGGGAGCUUCAAUAAAUCAGUACAAAACCCCACGGUGUGUGAAGUUUCAACCCAUUGUUGAGCUUUUGAACUCAAGAGUUGUGGGUUCUUAUUUCAGCCCUAAGUGCCCAAAGUGGGUACCUGGUCAUAAGCAAUGGUCCCAACAAGAUUAGUUCCUUAAUUUUCUUAAUAUUCUUCAAUGGCUUAUUGUACCCUCUUGGUUUUUCCCCUCUCAAAUAAUCUGUAUGGCUCUUCUCAUCAUGAUCAUCUUAAUUAGUACUAAUGUACUAGGCAAUUCUCAUCUUUUUUCAUAGCUUCUAAUUUUUCUUGUUGGGAUAUAUUAGACCCUUUUUCUAUCCCAUUAUGUAAAAAAAAUGAAUUAAAAAAAAAAAAAACAGGAGAAGAAGAAGCUUUCUAAUUCCUCUCUUUUUUCA